This is a messenger RNA of Nematolebias whitei (Rio pearlfish), 2670 nucleotides long. RefSeq names its product nuclear receptor subfamily 1, group H, member 3 (gene nr1h3). Bases 201 to 1580 code for a protein of 459 amino acids. Gene Ontology annotation, molecular function: nuclear receptor activity; RNA polymerase II cis-regulatory region sequence-specific DNA binding; zinc ion binding. The record is from RefSeq and is a predicted model, not a curated record. NCBI's taxonomy places the organism in Eukaryota, Metazoa, Chordata, Actinopteri, Cyprinodontiformes, Rivulidae. The transcript has 10 exons. Gene Ontology annotation, biological process: negative regulation of transcription by RNA polymerase II; positive regulation of transcription by RNA polymerase II; cell differentiation.
GAUAUCGAGUCGUUCAAACCUCUGCACGAUAAUUCACAGAGGGGUUUGUCAUCCUGUAAGGUUCGUCAGGCAAAGCUCGGCCUCCGUCAACGCAGAGGUAUCAACAGACCGAGGACGUGGGCAAGAUGGAACUGCAAUAACUAGGUCAUCAACUUCAGAGGAGCACGUUGAUUUCGUAAUGACAAGCUUCUGUGCAGAAGAUGUCCACAUUGCCUGUGACUGAUAUCCCAGAUGUUGGUCAUGAUGAGAGUAAGGUGUUCAACGGGGCCUCUGAGCUGCAGCUGGACCGCAUGGUUCAGGAGAGCAGUGGAGGCACCACAAUGAAGCCUGAUGGCCUGCUGUCACUGACCGACCUCUCCCAGCCAGAUGACUUCCCCGUCCCCCCACAUACUGAGAUGGGCAGCCCUCUGCCGGUGGAGCCGAACGGCAUCAAGCAGGAUCCAACAGCAGCUGAUGCAUCAAGCAGUAUAGAUGGUCAGCCAUUGAAGAGGAAAAAGGGGCCCGCCCCAAAGAUGAUGGGCAACGAGGUGUGUAGCGUGUGCGGUGACAAGGCCUCGGGUUUCCACUACAACGUGUUGAGUUGUGAAGGCUGCAAGGGCUUCUUUCGACGCAGCAUCAUUAAAAGUGCACAGUACUCGUGCAAGAACAAUGGUCGCUGUGAAAUGGACAUGUACAUGCGCCGCAAGUGCCAGCAGUGCCGCCUGCGCAAGUGUCGGGAGGCAGGCAUGCUGGGGCAGUGUGUGCUUUCCGAGGAACAAAUCCGACUAAAAAAGUUCAAAAAGCAGCAGGAAGAGGAAACGGCCCACACAUCUACAGUAGUCACGCCCACCCCUCCACAAGAAGUGGCCACGCUUGAGCCACACCAGCAGGAGAUGAUUGAGAAGCUGGUAGCCAUGCAGAAGCAGUGCAACAAGAGGUCUUUCCUUGAUCGACCAAAAGUGACGCCGUGGCCACAGAAUCAGGACCCGCAGAAUCGAGAAGUGCGUCAGCAACGUUUCGCUCACUUCACAGAGCUCGCAAUCAUGUCCGUUCAGGAGAUUGUGGAUUUUGCCAAGCAGCUACCUGGUUUCCUAGAACUAACACGAGAAGACCAGAUUGCCCUGCUGAAAACGUCUACCAUUGAGAUUAUGCUACUUGAGACCUCGCGGAGGUACAAUCCCACCAUCGACAGCAUUACAUUUCUGAAGGAUUUUAGCUAUAAUAAGGAGGACUUUGCCAAAGCAGGCCUUCAGUUCGAGUUCAUUAACCCCAUCUUUGAGUUUUCAAAAGGAAUGAAUGACCUGCACCUUGAUGAGGCCGAGUACGCUCUGCUCAUUGCUAUCAACAUCUUUUCUGCAGAUCGGCCAAAUGUGCAAGACCACGAUCUGGUUGAGAGGCUGCAACAACCGUAUGUGGAUGCUCUGCGCGCUUACAUCAUGAUAAAGAGACCAAAUGAUCAUCUGAUGUUUCCUCGUAUGCUGAUGAAACUGGUGAGCCUUCGCACAUUGAGUAGUGUCCACUCGGAGCAGGUUUUUGCCCUUCGUCUCCAGGACAAGAAGCUUCCGCCGCUGCUGUCUGAAAUCUGGGACGUCAACGAGUGACUGCAAUCCUGAUGUCGUACUCUGUGGCUUCAUGAACCUUGAAAGAGACGCAGCUACUCGCAGGAUCACUGACCUUCUGAUCCGGUCAGGGCUCGGUUCCUGCCUUGAGCUUUUGUUUUUCCCUUUAGGAGCAGAGAGCGUCACUGCUCCUUUGCUCUCGAACAGACUGUUGAAGGGUUUUGUGAUCAUUAGAUGAAACAUGAACACAAUACUUCCUUUAAACUGUUUCUUCAAGUCUAGAUGCUCACGAUUGUGGUUCACUUCCAGCUUUGGGCUUCUCAGCCAGUUGUCUUUGAUUUUAUAUUAGUUAUGAGGUAUGCCAGUUUUCAGUGUGGUUCCUUACUCUACUAAUACAAAGCAGAAGGCACUCAGCAAAUCUGGCUGGUAAUAAUAUAAAACCAGAAUAACUCAUCUUUUUGUAAAAUGAUUUCUGCAGGUGUGCAAAGGAUUGACAUUUAUUCUCUUCUGGGCAUAGGCAGGUAGCAUACCUGCCAUUAACUUGUUCAUUAUCAGUGUUUCCCCUAGGUCAGGGGUCUGCAACCUACGGCUCUGGAGCCGCACGUGGCUCUUUCAAGCUUCGACCAUAACCAGCAUAAAACUGAAUUUUAUUGGUUGUUAUGACGACUAAAAAAGCUAGUUUUAGCAGUUUACAGGAAACUGUAAACGGUCAAAAUAAGCAAAUAUGUGAAUAUUAGAAACAUUACAAGGAGUAAAAUAUAUUCACGUUCACUUUACGCUUUAUUUCUUCAAUGUAAGAUAAUUUUUCUACAAUUAAAAAAAAUCACUUAGGCCUGCAUAGUUUGCUUUAGUUUUUAGAAAUUGAGCAAAAACUACAUUAUUUUUUCCUUCUUUACAAGAAUCUCAUCUUUUAUUUUGUCUUAAAAUGUAAAACCACAGAGUGCACAACUUCUAAACCAACUCCUAGGCCCACAGUUAAAGCAACACCACGGGGUGUUAAGUAUCAGAAGAAAGUAUAGAAGCUUUACUUACUAAAAUAGAAGCAAAUACACACAUUUAAUAACUAUCGUAAAUCCUACGGUGUCCAUAAAUGUUAAAAAAUCAUUAGAUAUUUAUUAGUUUUUAAUAAUGC